AUGCCUCGGUCAAUCGUCGCCUCGACCUUGGGGUCGUUACUAUUACUCGCAAAUCCGACCAUGGGAAUGACUGGUUGGUGGACUUGGUCGGAGUAUUCUCUCACGCCUCACUUUGCAUUCCAAGAUCCCGGGUCUGGCGAUCUAGUACACACCGCUUGCAAUAGCAAUGGCUCGGCCGUAUUUCCGACAGAUGAGAUGCACAAGUUUCCUAUCAAGGCCAAACCGAAGCCAGCAACAGCACUCGCAGUGGUAGGAUGGUACGAUGAUGAGUUGAGGACGACAGUCGCUUCAGUUUUCUUCCAAGCCCGUGACGGUUCUUUAGUCAACGCCGACGUAACAUGCAACUGGAAGACGGGCGACUACGAACUGCAAGAGGGUGGAGAGUACAAGGUCAGCGAAGACGCCAGCGCACCGUCUAUACACGAGGAUACAGGGCUAGCUGUGGUGGAGCUUGGCGAUUCCGGCGGGAACCGGGUCUUUUACCACGACGAGGAUGGAAGGGUCAAUGUCCUAGCAUACGACGACGAUACCGACUGGGUUUACAUUGGACCUGUUUCCCAACUCGAACCAGAGGGCAAGACAUUGGGGGCAGCGAGGAUGAGUGGGACCAACAUGUCGGUGAUCUUUCCGUACGAUACGGACAACUUUGCCAUUGCUGGAUACAAGGAGGAGAACAAGGACAAGUGGAGUCUGAGUUCCCUCCCACUAGGCUUCAAGAGCCCAACGCCGACCAACAAAACCGCAACAUCAAAAUAUGCCUUUGACUGGUCCAAGGACGUACCAUUCAUUCUCCCUGAAAUCGACAUGACGACAGUCAGCGUCACCCUAGCAUCCAACGAAGAAUCUUUGACAAAUAUAUUCUACGUCGGUACAGACUCAAAGCUUCAUCAGGUCACUAACGGGAAAGAUGGAUGGGAACUUGCCAAGGAUCCUGGGGAGAAGAAGUGGCCCAAGGCUGGCGACAAGUCGGCUCGACUAGCACUAGUUGCCGCGCCGGAAUCUGAAGAGCUCUGGAUCUUUUAUCGAAAUGGAAAAGAUGUUAUGGAACUACACUUGGACGAGUAUGGAACAUGGGCGGAUGCGAAGAAGGUCUCAUCCGUGAAUGAGAAUGCGCCAACGUCCGACGACGACGACGAGGACGAUAAUGAGGAGGAAGAGGAGGGUUCAACUGGAUCAUCAAACUCGAACCACAACAACGACGGCGAAACAUCCGAAUCAUCAAGUGGUCUAUCUACCGGAGCCAAGGCGGGUAUUGGUGUUGGCGUAAGUCUUGGCGCCUUGGCUGCAGCAGGUGCCAUCUUCAUGGUCAUCCGCCGGAGAAGAAGAUCAAACACCGUCACACAACAAGACCCCAUGAGUCCAGACCAGAUGCACCAAGAAGGAUAUCGUGCAGUCAACAGCGAUAAGCCAGCAGAACUACCCAUCGACCAGGGGCCUCACGAGCUGCCGACGAAUGAACCUGAAUAUGAGCUGCUAGGCGAUACUGAGCAACGACGACUGGGGAGUAGGACGGGGAGCAGGACGGGGAGUAGACAAAGUGAAGGGGGACAAGACGAAACGGGGCAUAGUGAUAGAACACGGGAGAACAGAGACGGAGGAGCUAAUGUCUGA
Fusarium vanettenii 77-13-4 is the source of this 1611-nucleotide messenger RNA. RefSeq lists its product as uncharacterized. The record is from RefSeq and is a predicted model, not a curated record. The transcript is spliced from 3 exons. The coding region runs from base 1 to 1611 and encodes 536 amino acids. Lineage: Eukaryota; Fungi; Ascomycota; Sordariomycetes; Hypocreales; Nectriaceae.